Schistosoma turkestanicum is the source of this 2042-nucleotide messenger RNA. NCBI's taxonomy places the organism in Eukaryota, Metazoa, Platyhelminthes, Trematoda, Strigeidida, Schistosomatidae. The record is from the annotation of a GenBank genome assembly.
GUUCAAAAAUACAAUCCAAGUCGUUGUAUUCAGCCAGGGAAUCAAUAUUUAAAAAUGACUCUGCAUAAAACGGUCCCAUGUCUCACUCGUUCUUAUCAGGAUGCCAUACAUGAGCUUAAUAAGUCUAUUAAACUUGUAACCUAUUCAACGCCGCCGAAUCCAAGGCUUUUGAGAGAACAAAGAAAUGGAUUGACUUCUGUUUAUUGCUCCGCUGUUGGAAUCGACGAUCAUCAACUACGUGACUUACAUAUCGUGCAUGUUACAGGGUCUAAAGGCAAAGGUUCAGUUUGUUCAAUGAUUGAAAAUGUUUUGCGAAAAUCCGGAUUCCGUACUGGUUUUUUAAGCUCUCCUCAUCUUGUAAAUAUUGAGGAACGAAUACGUAUUAAUGGACGACCAAUAUCUUCUGAUCGGUUUGCUAGUGUAUUUUGGAAUGUUCAUGAUACACUUCUUGAGUUUACAAAAACUUCAAUUAGUGUACCUAUGCCAUCGUUUCUUCAUUACAUUUUUGUAAUGGCUUGUAAAGCGUUUAUUGACGAGAAAGUUGAUGUCGGGAUAUUUGAAGUUGGUAUCGGAGGACGCUACGAUCAUACAAAUAUUUUCAAAAAUCCUUACGUAACUGUUAUCACAAGCUUGGCAUUGGAACAUACAAAUAUUCUGGGCAAUACUUUGGCUGAAAUAGCUUGGGAUAAAGCUGGAAUUUUUAAGACUGGUUCCAUAGCAGUAGUCAGUCAUGGACAACCAGAUGAAGCUAUGCAAAAGAUUAUUGAAGAAGCGGAAUCCGUUCGAUGUCCGUUGUAUGUUGCACCUCCAUUGGAUUCACUAUCGACUACAGAGAAUAUGAUUGAACCAGUUAAAAAAAUUUUUGAAAAAAUAACCACCUUACCUAGUAGUCAAUUAUUAAAUUUAGCUUUAAGUUUAACUGUAGUCAAUCAUUGGUUGGCUAAAUUACAUGGAAAAACUAACAACGAUAAUAUUGAAAAUAUUGGUUUGCAACCGACAUUCGAAUGGAAACCGAGUCCAGAUUUUUUGCUUAAUGCUUUAAGUGCUCGUUGGCCUGGUCGAUGGCAAAUUGUCAUUCGAAAAAACAUAACUUAUUUUCUAGAUGGUGCACAUACUGUUGAAAGUUUACAAUCUGCAAUAAAAUGGUUUCAGAAUGAAAGUUUCACUCAAUAUAACAACAGGUGUCCUAUACGAAUUGUUAUUUUCACUGUAAUCGGACCACGAGAUCCUAAGCCAUUUUUACAAUGUUUACAAUCUUCUUCAUCUGCGUUCGAUUUGAUUGUUUUCGCCAAUCCUCACGAUGGUCAAUUCGAAAUUCUUCCCAGUAAAGAGUCACAUGAUGAAUUAUGCCUUAAUAUUUGGCGCCAACUUGAAUCGGAAUCCAACGAGGGAAACAAUGCUUCAUCACAUUCUGUUGCUUCAAAUCAUGUUGAAUCUUUAUCUGCCUUUAUAAAAUGGUUACAAAACUUACAAUGUUUUUCUCUGCAAGCUUUGAAACAGUUUCCUUGUGAAUACACUAGUAAUGAAGAAGGGGUUGACCAUACAACCUGUUGUCAUGUUUUUGUCACUGGCAGUUUGUAUAUGGUCGGUCGAAUAAUGAAGGAAAUAAAUGAACCUGUUUAAAUUUCGAUUCUGUUGAUCCUCCGUCUGUAAAAUAAUGAUUGAGGGAAUUAUGCAACAUCAUUUGAUGAAGUAAAGAUCUUUUGUGUCGGUUACUACUUGGAUGGUUUCAAAACACGCUAUCUGUAAACUUUAAAUGGGUUUACGUUGAAUACUGUCAAAAUACAAGCCUCCGGUUUCAAAUAAUCAACCUAUAACGCCUCAUCUACACGGUUGAAGCAAACAUAUGCAUCCGAAAGGGGUAUAUUCAGCUUCUCUCUUUACUUUAAUCCGUAGCCGGACCACACAAUAGUAUAGCCUUUUGUGAUGGACUCUUAAUUGUAAUCUUGGCCCUGUCUUAUUCCCUAUCAUCCAUUCAUCUUACUUAAUUUAUACGAUCUUCUUAUCAUUGUAGUUUCUCGUAUGAUUCUCUUAUCACCUUA